AUGUCGAUCCACAAAGAUGCCGAAAAAGGAAUUCUUGUUGGAAAUGUUCUUGAUAGUUACAUCAAGAACGACCAGAAUAUGCUUGACGAACAAAGUUCUGACUCGGGAUUGACACCACUAGCGAUAGCCGUAAUUGAAGGAUUCCCUGAUGAGGUUGAGGAACUUCUUGAGAAAGGAGCCAAGGCAGAUGGCCUCUCAAGGGAUGAAGAGACCCCCCUUCUCCUCGCUGCUUGGAAGGCUAAAGGAGAACGAGCUCGAAUCGUCCAACUGCUUCUUAAAAAGAUUCCUUCGGGAGCUGUGGACAAAACCUGUGAUAUAGCGGGCUUGAAGACGCCACUAAUGUAUGCAAUUGAGAAUAAGGAUCUUGAAUCCAUUAGGCUACUUCGAAAGGCCGGAGCUUCCGUGGAUAUAAAGAACAAAGAAGGAUUUACAACAGAGCAAAUGGCCAAAUAUGCAAAUAAUCCUGCCAUCUCUCUUGCUCUUGACUUGAACGAAGAAAAGGCAGCCAUUGGCUUACUCGUUUCCAAGGUCGUUGACUUACUACUCUACAUUGUUGAUUGGGUAAAAAAAUCUGUGCAGGGCGCUCUCUUCAUGGUACCUAUAGCAAAUUCGGAGGGAAAUGAAGAUAUAGACAAAGUGAGCGAGGAACCGACCCAGGAAGAAUAUGUGGAAAAUAUUGGUCAAUAUCUUGAGAACCGCCAACUAUUGGAACGUUUUUUCAAGGGAAAGAAAGACUUUAUACAAAAUUUCGCUAGGAAGAUUGCGAGCCUGGAGCAAAACUCCGUCAUCGAUCUUGGCGGCAAGGACCUAUUGCAAAAAAGGAUCAAAGUAUCGUUAUACCAGCAAGUCAUUUACUAUGACAGCACCUCGAUGAAGCGCGAAGGGCGCUGGGAAAGCCAGAAAGAGCUCAUCCGGCGCACCACUCAGGUCACUACACUAGUUCUCCCGGAGGGUGAGGGCGUUGCUCUGCAUUUUAUUAAUAGAGAUGUUGACAACGCUACCAAUCUAACUCUUGAAGGGAUAAGAGAUAUCUUGAAGCCCAUGACCUGGCAACCUGGCGGCGACACUCCUAUUGGAACAAAUCUGCAGUCUAAAAUUCUCCAGCACCUAGUCUAUGACAAGAUAAAAAAUAAAACUCUUGAGAGACCACUGCUAAUUAUUAUUAUUACUGAUGGGAUGCCAGAGCCUGAAGAUAGUUCCGUACUUGUCACGGCCAUCCUAGAAUGCGAACGGCAGCUACAAGAAAACGGCUACCCUCCACAAACCGUGAAGUUCAUGAUCGGCCAGAUAGGGACGGCGAAGUCGGCCACAAAAUUUCUCGAGUCUCUUAGAAAUGAUCAAGACAUUGCCCGGACAACAUUUAUUACUUCAGUAAACUCUAGACUGGAUGAAAAAUUUGCGGAAUACAAGACCAAUGAGAAGAAUGUCGACCAAUGGUUGAUCGAAACACUAUUCUCUCCAUUUCAAAACUACUAA
Trichoderma asperellum CBS 433.97 is the source of this 1476-nucleotide messenger RNA. The record is from RefSeq and is a predicted model, not a curated record. NCBI's taxonomy places the organism in Eukaryota, Fungi, Ascomycota, Sordariomycetes, Hypocreales, Hypocreaceae.